CGAACUGAAGUACUGAACCUUCUCCAACCCUCGCUCUCCCUCCGUUUUUAAUCCCCCGUCUCUCUCUGCCACCGAAACUCCGCACGAAACCUCCCGUCGCCACGCCGCAGGAAGAGCCCAGACAGAACGAAGCGAGCCGGCCGGCGAUAUCGGGGAAUGGCCAUGGACGCGGCGGCGGCGAUGCUGAAGCGGAAGGUCGCGGAGGCGCCGGAGCCGUGGCUGCUCGACGGGGUUCCCGUCCCCGCCACCAAGAUCCGCCGACUCGACGCGGAGGUGCCGCCUGUUGAGCCCGGCGCGGGCGUGCCGCCGCCGCCGCAGCAGCCGAUUUUCGGGGUGGAGGAGUUGCGUAUGUGCGGCGAAGAGGCGGCCCCGGCCGUGGGCGUGAGCGUGGGGCCAGUGGCGGUGAACGAGGAGCGAGCCAUCGUGGUGUACCAGCCCACCGAGGCCGCGCGCAACCUCCUGCUCGGCCCGCUCCGGCCGGGGGUUCCUCUCCGCGUCAACCCCGACUGGAUCCGCGGGCUCAAGAGCACCAUGCUGAAAGAGGCGAGCAACCACAGGGCGCUGUUCGAGGAAUCCAGGGACGACAACCCCAACCUGGCCAUGGUCCCUUGGUCGCCCGCCCAGGCCCAGGCCGCCUCCAGCUCCACGGCUGCGGGCGAGGAGAUGAUGGACGCUGAUCAGGACUGCGACGGCGCGUCCAUGGACGUCGACCACGACGGGAGCGGCCAGCCCGCACCCCCCACCGGCGUCGCGCCGCAGGGGGAGGCGUUCCACCUCCAGCCGCAACAUCAGCAGUGGCCGCCGCAGCACUGCAUGGCGCCGCCGCAGCAGCUCCCGGCCGCGAGCUACCAGACAAGCCCGGUGUCGUGGUCGUGGUGAAUGGCGCGAUCGAGAGCGGGAAGACAUGGCAGUGAACAAUGAUUGAUAGAAGAGGACAUGGCAGCGAAUAGCGAUAGCCGAUAGGAGGAUCGAUUCGUGUUCCCGUGAGAUGAUGCCAUCCGGUUUUGCAGGGGGCAGUGAAGUUCUUGUCUCAUGUGUGCCAGUGCCCCUCUGGGAUUUGAGUAGUGAAAUUGGACCAUGUUGGUUUCUUCCCCUUUUUCAGUUUUGGAAGAAUACGAAAUGCUUCCAAUUUCAGUUGUGUUCCAUGUUGUCGGAACAUCUAUGGUA
This is a messenger RNA of Phragmites australis (common reed), 1167 nucleotides long. RefSeq lists its product as uncharacterized. Lineage: Eukaryota; Viridiplantae; Streptophyta; Magnoliopsida; Poales; Poaceae. The transcript is spliced from 3 exons. The record is from RefSeq and is a predicted model, not a curated record. The coding region runs from base 157 to 879 and encodes 240 amino acids.